Messenger RNA from Oryctolagus cuniculus (rabbit), 2372 nucleotides. NCBI's taxonomy places the organism in Eukaryota, Metazoa, Chordata, Mammalia, Lagomorpha, Leporidae. The record is from RefSeq and is a predicted model, not a curated record.
GGGAUGGGGGAGGGGCGCUCUAGCAGGUGCAUCCCGGGGUCAGCCGCGGGGGUCUCAGAAGCGGGUCCGGAGCCGGCAGAGCUAUUAACCCUUCAGUAAGCGAGGACAGGAUGUUGUAGCUACCUGCCCAAGGUCUGGGCAGACUCAGGGAGCCAGGGCAAAAAUCCCAGUCUCUAAGGACCCGAUUCUGAGCUUUUUCCAAGAAUAUAAAAAGGCGUUCUACUAGGCAAGCCAGUAUUUUCUUUUAUCCCCUCAGUAUCUUCAAAAUCUUCAGGAAGGUGACUGCUCAGAGCUGUGAACUAGGGACAAAACUGUGGCAGUUGCCCCUUAUUCUAGAAGGUUCCUGAGUUACGUUUUCGGGGAGCUCCCUGCAGUGGAAGAGACAGAGCCCUCGAUUUUAUUUCUACCCACUUAAACUUUCUGGACUCCCGAGGGACAGGCUGCAGGAACUAUGCACUUUUGCAUUAAUUGUGCAUUUGUUUUUUGUUUUAAGAUUUUAUUUAUUUGAGAGGUAGAGUUAGAGAGGCAGAGAGAGGUCUUCCAUCCAAUGGUUCACUCCCCAAAUGGCUGCAAUAGUCAGAGCUGAGCUGAUCCAAAGCCAGGAGCCAGGAGCCUCCUCUGGGUCUCCCACGUGGAUGUGGGGGCCCAGGCACUUGGGCCAUCUUCUACUGCUUUCCCAGGCCACAGCAUAGAGCUGGCUUGGAAGAGGAGCAGCUGGGACUAGAACCGGCGCCCACGUGGGAUGCCAGCGCCACAGGAGGAGGAUUAACCUACUGCACCACGGAGCUGGCCCUGUGCAUUUAGUAAACAGUGAUGCCUCUAACCUAAGAGGAGUAGGAGAGCAGAGCUGGACCUGUCUCCAUUAUGGAACCCGUCAUGGAGGAUGAAGUGUUCCUGUGAAUCUGAAUCAUUCAGAUACGGAAGGUCAGAUGGUUAGGCAGCAAGUGAAAGAUCCCGAUCAUGUACCCGAAGUACAAGCGGGAGUGACCAUGAACUUGCCGUUGGCAGGAAGAAGUGUUUGUGUGCUUUCUUCCUCCCCACCUCCUGUUUCCAGCUGGACUCAGGUGUCAGUGGUCUGGUGCCUUUGGGCCCGUUUUGCAGGGGACGAGGGUGACUGCCGUUGCGUCGGGCAGCUACAUCCGGGCUUCCUGUGUUUCCUCACACCCCAACCCCGAGCGCCUGUUGACUCCAUCCUUCUCACUUACCGUUUCUCCUGCCCUUGCCUGUGUGUUUUUGUGGUGGUGUUUUUGUUCUGCCCCCUCCUCAGGUGGUCAAGAACAGCCCAUGGAAGACUCCUAUGAAGAAGUGGCAGUUAAGGUCCGAGGGCAGGAGUGGACAUGUUUGGAUUUCCAACAGCUACCCUGCUGGACUGUCAUGGACGAUAUGCCCAGAACGUAGCGUUUUUCACACCUUACGUGACUUCCCUCUCGUUUCACCAGAUGUGAUGACAGAAGCCCACAAAUAUGAUCACACCGAGGCCACGGGGUCCUCCAGCUGGGAUUUCCAGAGUUCUUUCAGAAGAGAAAAGCUGGAACAGAAAUCGCCAGACUCCAAGACGCUACAGGAAGAGUCCCCUGGAGUAAGACAGAAGGUUUACGAGUGCCAGGAAUGUGGAAAAUCCUUCCGGCAGAAAGGCAGCCUCACGUUACACGAGAGAAUCCACACUGGCCAGAAGCCAUUUGAGUGCACCCACUGUGGGAAAAGCUUCAGGGCCAAAGGUAAUCUUGUCACGCAUCAGCGAAUACACACCGGAGAGAAGCCCUAUCAGUGCAAAGAGUGUGGGAAAAGCUUCAGCCAGCGAGGGAGCCUGGCUGUCCACGAGAGACUCCACACCGGCCAGAAGCCGUACGAGUGCGCCAUCUGUCAGAGAAGCUUCAGGAAUCAAAGCAACCUGGCUGUCCACAGGCGAGUGCACAGUGGCGAGAAGCCCUACAGGUGUGACCAGUGCGGAAAGGCCUUCAGUCAGAAGGGCAGCUUGAUUGUCCACAUCAGAGUCCACACGGGCCUGAAGCCAUACGCCUGCACCCAGUGCAGGAAGAGUUUCCACACCAGGGGCAAUUGCAUCCUGCAUGGCAAAAUCCACACGGGAGAGACGCCUUAUCUUUGUGGCCAGUGCGGGAAAAGCUUUACCCAGAGAGGGAGUUUGGCUGUGCACCAGCGGAGCUGCUCACAGAGGCUCACCCUCUGACUGCCUUCCGCAGAGGCCGUUCUCUUUCUGAAUGAAGGGUACAGAUCCUCUGCCGCCCAACAGCUUCUCCAGCUACAUGGGAGAAGUGGAGAAUCUCGGAAAGACCACCGCUGGGUGCAGCAAACUGACUUUUUCCUCUCCCCCAGAUGAGUAUAAGAAAUAAAUGUCUUGUUUAUUAUCAGUA